AUGGUGCGCCUGACAACGGAGCUUUUCGCGGAGAGACCGCAGUUUGUCAACUCGAUCAACUUGCGAGAGAUGAACCUUCGUGGCCAAAAGAUCCCAGUUAUCGAAAAUAUGGGCGUCACCAGAGACCAGUUCGACGUCGUCGACCUGUCGGACAACGACAUCCGAAAGCUCGACAACUUCCCCACGUCCACACGCCUCAGCACACUGUAUCUGCACAACAACCGGAUCAAGUGAGCAAAACACCAAAAAACAGUUUAACAAAUUAUCUUGAUUGUAGCUACAUCGCUCCUGACAUCGGGACGAAGCUGCCGAAUCUGAAGACGUUAGCACUGACGAACAACAAUCUGUGCGAGCUGGGAGACAUCGAACCACUGGCCGAAUGCAAGAAGCUCGAGUACGUCUCUUUUAUCGGCAAUCCGCUGACUCACAAGGACAACUAUCGGCUGUACAUCAUCUUCAAACUUCCUUCCGUUCGAGUCAUCGACUUUGUCCGAGUGCGGUUAACCGAGCGUGACGACGCCAAAAAGCUCUUCAAAGGAAAGAGUGGCAAGAAGGCGAGAGACGCCAUUCAGAAGAGCGUCCAUACGGAGGAUCCGUCGGAAGUGGAGGCCUCGAACGGAAGUGCUAUCGGGCAGAAGCUCACCGAUGAGGAUCGCGACAAGAUCAAGGAGGCGAUCAAGAAUGCGAAAUCGCUCAGCGAAGUCAACUAUCUGCAGUCGAUUCUGGCGUCUGGAAAAGUUCCAGAGAAGGGAUGGAAUCGUCAGUUGGAUCAGAUCAACAAUCAGGAAGAGGCCAUGGAGACUUAA
This is a messenger RNA of Caenorhabditis sp. 36 PRJEB53466, 806 nucleotides long. The record is from the annotation of a GenBank genome assembly. NCBI's taxonomy places the organism in Eukaryota, Metazoa, Nematoda, Chromadorea, Rhabditida, Rhabditidae.